Messenger RNA from Triplophysa rosa, 1247 nucleotides. Its product is annotated as arginyl-tRNA--protein transferase 1. The transcript is spliced from 10 exons. Lineage: Eukaryota; Metazoa; Chordata; Actinopteri; Cypriniformes; Nemacheilidae. Gene Ontology annotation, biological process: protein arginylation. Gene Ontology annotation, cellular component: cytoplasm. Gene Ontology annotation, molecular function: arginyl-tRNA--protein transferase activity. Bases 39 to 1052 code for a protein of 337 amino acids. The record is from RefSeq and is a predicted model, not a curated record.
UCAGUGGCCGCAGCUGACAGACCCGGGUGAAUGUGGAAAUGGCAGCGGGCGGAUCGUACAGUAUAGUGGAGUAUUUCGGGGGAGAUGAUGGCUAUCGCUGUGGUUACUGUAAAAACGAAAAGGGUAAUUUCUCGCACGGCAUGUGGUCCCACACAAUGACGGUUCAGGACUAUCAGGAUCUCAUUGACAGAGGAUGGAGAAGAAGUGGAAAAUAUGUUUACAAGCCGAUCAUGAAUAAAACCUGCUGCCCUCAGUACACCAUCAGGUGUCAUGCCUCAAACUUCCAUCCUACAAAAACUCAUAAAAAGACCUUGAAGAGAAUGAACAAGUUCCUCUCCAAUGGAGAGAUGCCCGUAGAACAAAAUGAUGGGAAAAAUGAAGGUGUUUUAGAAGAACUCAAAUGCCGUCUAAAGCCCCUCUCUUCUAUGCUUCAGAGGACAGUGGCUAUAGCUGCAGGAAAAACCCAGUCGUUUUUGGCAGGGGAGCCCAUGGACUCUGUGCAUGAAGAAGGGGUAAGACCACCUCCUCAAGACCUUCUGAAAAUAGACCAUACUGAUGUAGAGGAGAUCACCACCAGUGCUGACACAGACAGCAAAUCAACUGCUCCUUCAACACCCAGAGAAGAUGCAGCGGCCACCCCACAAGAGAAACCCUCGCAUGUCACACCCAAACCAGGUAAAGGAGCCGAUCCCACCAGACCAAUGUGUAGAAAAGCCAAGGACAUCAGAAAAGAGCGUCGACUUCAGAAAGAUCAGCAGAAGCAGCAAGAAGGAGCGUCUACCUCAGUGCCUCCUGUGCCGCUGAAGUCCACAUCUAACCAGCCCAAAUUACUAGAGGACUUUAUUUCUGAGUCGUUACCCACUGACCCUCUCCACCGGCUCGAGGUGAAGUUAGUGCCGGUCAGCUUCGAGGACCCGGACUUCCUGGCGUCCUUCGAGCAGUCUGCGGCGCUGUACGCUCGCUACCAGACGACUGUUCACGGCGACUCUCCGUACGAGUGCGGGGAAAGUGAGUUUAAGAGGUUCCUGUGUGACUCGCCAUUAGAGGACUAGGCACCUGCACACAGUGCCAAAGCUACCAGUACCUGGUUUAAGGACCAUGGUAUCCCUGCUCUUAAUUGGACAGCAAACUCGCCUGACCAUAGAUAGAAACUCUAUGGGGUAUUGUGAAGAGGAAGAUGUGAUAUGCCAGACCCAACAAUGCAGAAGAGCUGAAGGCCACUAUCAGAGCAACCUGGGCUCUCAUAA